Messenger RNA from Cyclospora cayetanensis, 1095 nucleotides. RefSeq lists its product as uncharacterized. Lineage: Eukaryota; Apicomplexa; Conoidasida; Eucoccidiorida; Eimeriidae. Bases 1 to 1095 code for a protein of 364 amino acids. The record is from RefSeq and is a predicted model, not a curated record. The transcript has 7 exons.
AUGGCGGAUUUCCAGCAGGCCCUCGAGGCAAGAAAGAAGAAAGCCGAAGCAGACCAAGUCUUUGAAGGCUAUGGAAGGAAGAAGUUCUCUUUCAAGGAGGGCAAGCGAAGGCCUAUCUCGGACCCCACGAAGCUCAUAAAGGCGAUGCAGGUCAAAGGCGUGGAGUCACCCACAGAACGUACGCCUGCUCUCACGUUUUCAGACUCCGGGCUAGGGAUAGGUGUAGAGGGCUUUGCAGACGUGGCUUUGCGUUCGCGCACAGAAAUCGUCCCGCUGGAUGAACCUGGUGAAGCGCAUCUCGAGGACACGCAGGGGCAGCAGCCCCAGGAUUCAACAAAUCAGCAGCAGAAGGGGCAGCGCCAGGAGGCGCCUUCAAGUCAAUGUUCUCCGUCAAAGCAAAUACACAAUGCCACCGGGUCGACCCCAUCCAAGAAGACGCUCGAGCUCUCCCACCGUCACAAUUGGGCGACACAGACCCCCGUCCAUCUACGUUUCGCGAAGGAUCAGAGCAGUUCGGAGGUGCAGUCCAAGGCGCAUGCAUUAGCGUCCGAGUUUGAGCUGCCACGUCAAAUCGCUAUCCGUGUCGCUCUGCUCUACCAAUUCACCGAAGACGGAAUCGGAGAGCGAAUCGCGAAUAUCUACCUGGAUGCAAUCAAGAGGCUCAAAGCCGGCAUUACUUGCUCCAAACUGUGUCAGUCAUCCCUGAAGGUGAAGCGGAAGCUCUUGCAGUUUCAGAUCCCUGAGGCUGCGUUGGUCAUCAAGGGUUUGGGUUUUGCUGGCUAUUUCUCUGGUUCCCGCCAAAUCGACACCCGUAUUAUCAAAGACCUAUUCCUUGGCUCCCGACACUCGGAGGAAUUCAGAGAAGUAAACUCAAGAAUCAAGCCAUUGGGUCAGGCGUUGCAGGAGAGUCGGUGCUGCGUGCUUUCAACUGCCUUGCGCACCUACUCCUUGCUCAUGGAUCGGCCGUCAGAUUUGGCGGCCGUCUGCGCCGUAGUGGAUGUUGCAACCGGCAGGCACGGACCCGCAGUGUGGAACCCAGACGGAGCCAGCAAUGCAGUUUUUGCCACGGGGUUUCAGGCGAGGAAAGUCAUGUAA